Saccoglossus kowalevskii is the source of this 1731-nucleotide messenger RNA. RefSeq names its product tripartite motif-containing protein 2-like. Lineage: Eukaryota; Metazoa; Hemichordata; Enteropneusta; Harrimaniidae. The record is from RefSeq and is a predicted model, not a curated record. Gene Ontology annotation, molecular function: zinc ion binding; protein binding.
AUGAAAAGGCAGAUACGCUCACUAUUUGGCUGGGAGUGUGGUAAACAAACAAUUGCGACUACAACAGAAAAGCACAGAGCGCAAGGCCUACUUGACACGUUCCAGAGACAGAGGCAGCUGAGUACAGACCAUCCACUAAUGUGUGAGAUAUGCAAAGAGAAGACAGCAACUCACAGGUGUGUAGACUGCCCCCAGUUUAGCUGUGAUGUCUGUGUUAAAAUGCAUGAACACAUUCCACUUCUCCAAGGUCACCAAGUACUAAAUAUUGACAAGUACAGAGAGAUAGAAUCUAAGGGUCAUCUCACAUUGCAGUCAAAAGUAUUCUGCAGUGAUCAUGAAGACAGCCACUUAGAAUUCUAUUGUGACACAUGUCAGGUGCCUGUAUGCUUGAAAUGCACCAUAGUUAACCAUAGAGGACCUGAACAUGUCCAUAGAGAUUUGCAGGGGGUGGCAGAAGAAUAUAAAACACAAGUGAGGGAAAUGUUAGAAAAGUUAAAAGUGAAAGAGAAGCAAGCGGAUGAAGGAAAAGCUGCUGCUGAAUCUGCAAGAGAAGAAAUCAGAAACCAGUGUGAAGUAGAGAAAAAGAAAGUUAGAAGAAGAGCAAGGGAAUUGAUAGAAAGAGUAAAGAGAAAAGAGAAGAUGCUGAUAGAUGACUUGGAUGAACGUGCUAUGAGUGGAUUAAAAGAAGCAGCAAUAAACAUCGAUCAGAUAGAGUUUCACUAUGGCAACAUAAGACUUCAGAGGAAAACAGAUCAAGAUGUUCAGGUGAAGAUAAGGAGAUCUGAUGCAUCAUGGGAAAAUAUUGACGUUACAGAAAAUAGCAAUGGGACACAUCAUGUGAUGAUAACAGGAAAGAUAGAAGGAAAACAGCAAGUUGCCAUGACGAUUGGUAACCAACAAAUACCAGGAUCAUCAUUCCAUAUUCCUGUUAUAAAAGGAUUGGUACAGACAGUGGGAAAAGGACAGCUCAAGUCUCCACAUGGACUCGCCAUAAAUAAACAUGGUGACUUUGUAACAGCUGAUAGGAGUAUCCGAAGAGUUGUCAUACAUGACAGAGACGGACAUUUCAAACAAUCUUUUGAAUUUACUGAUCAGUUUGCAGAGCCAUUCACACCAAGUGAUGUAGCAAUAUCACAUGAUAAUGAAUACUUUAUGACAGAUGACAAUAACAAACAAAUAGUUGUGAGUGAUGACAACGGGAAGUUGAUUAGAAAGUUUGGAAGCUCCGAAAUUGAUGAUUCACUUGGAAUUGCAAUCAAUCCUGUUACUAACAAUGUGUAUGUGAGUGAGUAUAGUAAAGGGUACAUUAGGAAAUAUACACAGGGUGGGAGAUAUAUCAACUCACUUGGAAUACAGGGAGAUAAACAGAGAGAGUUGAAUAGACCUUGUAUAUUAGCUAUUAACAGUAAAGGAAUUGUGUAUGUGGCAGAUUCUUACAAUCACUGUAUUCAGGUAUUUAAUUCUGAUGACCAGUUUAUGUUUGAAUUCUCUACCACCGGUGACAACAAUACAAUGAAGUAUCCUAGGGGAGUAGCUAUAGAUAAGAAUGAUUAUGUAUAUGUGAGUAGUCAGCAUAAAGUCACUAAGUAUGACGGCUAUGGUCAGUUUAUUUGUAGGAUAGAUUGUGAUAAAGAUGGACUGAGUAAUCCCUGUGGUGUAGCAGUGUGUAAUGAUGGUAAAAUAGCUGUAGUGGAUUUUGACAAUAAGUGCAUAAAAUUCUUUGUAGAGUGA